Messenger RNA from Tachysurus vachellii, 2927 nucleotides. RefSeq names its product cytidine monophosphate N-acetylneuraminic acid synthetase a (gene cmasa). The coding region runs from base 193 to 1470 and encodes 425 amino acids. The transcript has 8 exons. The record is from RefSeq and is a predicted model, not a curated record. Lineage: Eukaryota; Metazoa; Chordata; Actinopteri; Siluriformes; Bagridae. Gene Ontology annotation, molecular function: N-acylneuraminate cytidylyltransferase activity.
GCGAGAUACAUGGCAAACGUGAUCCCUGUUUUAUUGUCGUUUUGCGGUGCGAGAGAGUGAGUGUGUGUGCGUGUGUGAGUUAGUUAGUUAGUGUGUGUGCGCGUGCGUGCGUGCGUGCGUGCGUGCGUGCGUGUGAGUGAGUGAGUGAGUAAGUAAGUGUGAGUGAGUGUGUGUGUGUAUGAGAGUAACGGAAUGGCUACGUCGAGGAAACACACAGUGCCUACUGAAGACUGCAAGAGUAACUCAAACAAACGCCUGAGGUUAGAGGAUAAGAGACACAUCGCUGCUGUAAUUCUGGCCCGAGGAGGAAGUAAAGGAAUCCCUCUGAAGAACAUCAAGCUCCUUGCUGGAGUUCCGCUCAUCGGCUGGGUGAUACGAGCUGCUAUAGACUCUGAGAUGUUUGACAGUAUCUGGGUGUCCACGGACCAUGACGAGAUCGAGAGGGUGGCAAAAAACUGGGGGGCCCAGAUACACAGACGGAGUCCAGAAGUCUCUAAAGACACUUCGACAUCAUUGGAAACACUACAAGAGUUUUCCAGACUUAACCCAGAUGUGGAUAUCAUCUGUAACAUCCAGGCCACAUCACCGUGCCUUCACCCACACCACCUGAAACAGGCUGUGGAAAUGAUGACCAAGCAAGGCUAUGAAUCGGUCUUCUCCGUCGUCCGCCGACACCAUUUCCGCUGGCAAGAGGAAAAAAAAGGAGCAGCCAAAAGCACUAGGGCUCUGAACCUGGACCCAUCCAAAAGACCCCGUCGUCAAGACUGGGAUGGAGAACUGUGUGAAAAUGGAUCCUUUUACUUUGCCACCAAAGAGCUUGUAAACCAAGGACUCCUGCAGGGAGGGAAAACUACUUACUUCGAGAUGCUACCAGAGUAUAGCGUUGAUAUUGAUGUUGACAUUGACUGGCCCGUAGCAGAACAGAGGGUACUCAGGUUUGGUUACUUUGGCAAGGAUAAUCCAGAGCUGGUGCGCUUGCUCCUGUGCAACCUGUCAGGCUGCUUGACCGAUGGCCAAAUCUAUUUGUCUGCAGCCGGAGAGGAGAUGCUCUCUAUUAAUACCAGAGACCUGACUGGCAUCCGCAUGCUACAGGAAGAAGGAGUGGAGGUGAUCCUUAUAUCAUCCAGUGACAACCCGGUCCCUGAUGUGUUUGCAGAGAAGCUGAAACAGAAAACAGGUUGUGAAGUGAGGCAUCUGAAAGAGGAAAAGCAAGUAGAACUGGAGAGACUGUUGAAAGAGAAGGAGCUUGUGUGGAAAGAGGUGGCCUACAUAGGUAAUGAUGUGCCAGAUGUGGACUGCCUGAACCUGGCUGGUCUGAGCGCAGUGCCCUUGGAUGUCCCCAUGGUGGUUCUUAAUGCGGCUAAAUACCCGUGCCAGAGAGCAGCAGGACACGGGGCUCUUCGGGAGUUUAUUGAGCACAUUCUACUGAUGAAGAAGGGGGCCAUGUUUCAGAAAGCCAAGGAUCAAUAGGAAAAAGAUUCUGAUCUAAAGAGAUGUUUUUAAUUUGAGGAACCUUUUUAAGCAUGGAUCAAGGUCCAGCUGUGGCCUAGGAUCUCAAGCUAUGUUUCAGACUUGAUUGUUGAUCAAAUGUAAAAUAGCUUGCUGUGAUGGUUAGAAUGAAGUUAAGACUCUGGUGCUGAUGAAGUACCUUUUUUUGUUGAUUUAGAUUAAACAGUGAUUUAGAUUAACAAAGUGAUUAGACUGAAUAAUCAAUCCAAAGACCUUUCAAGUGUUCUAGUCCUGCUUUAACCUCAGCAUGCACUAGAGGGCAAUCUUGCAUAUAAAAUUACCUCAUAGGGUGAAUUUAAACCUGUAAUCGUUCUUGUUUAGCCAUGAAUUGCUGAAUACAGUGCAUACUUUACACCAUGACAUUUUGGCAGAAACAUUCUGAAAAUUAAAUGUUUUCAUGAUAACACAUGAACAUGUCACUGAUUAGUGGACUACGAAAUAGAAGAAUAAGCUGUCGUAUGUUUUAUAAAUGAGACAUUUCCCACCUUACUGUACAGUACAUAAUUAUUAGGGUGGCUGGAAAAUGUUUUAGAAAAUACAUGUUUUCAUGACUUGAUUACAUGAUUUGAUGCAGGAAAUCACAACUGGUUAAACUGAAGAAAAUUCGGUUCUCGACAAAAUAAUCUGUUAUAUUCAAGAUUUAGAAUACAAAAAAGAUUUUUGAAGCUUAGUGCAAAACUGGAUCCCAGCUGCACAGCACCUCAAAAUAUUGGCCUUUGUGCUAAAAUAAUAUCUAAUAAGAAAUGAAUCUUAAUUAAACAUAUUUUAUAUAUAUAUACAUAUAUAUCAUCCUGGAAAUAUUUCUCUGGUCAUGUUCCUAGCAGGGAGUGUGGCUGUCUCAUAUGCCUAUGAUGUGUAUAUAUACACACACACACAUGGUGUUUGUGUUUUUAGUCGACCCAUGUAAAAUCUUCGGAUAUUUAAGGAAAUAUAAUUUCUACAGAGAGUUGGGUAUAUACACAGAAGAGAUUACAGUAAAAGGUUAAGGCCUGAAAACUGCAUGCUGCUUAAAAUAUAGUUACUUCAGUAAAUCCCUCUGUAUAACCCCAUGACAAUUUGAUCAUGUGCAAUACUGUCUCUUGAAAUCUUUCUUCUUUGAUAAGGGAUUUUUAAGAACAGCAUUAAUGACAGCUCAUGAUGGCUGUGGGAGGGAAAGCCAUCAGCCUCAAUUGACUUGGUUUAUAUUUCUUCAUUUGCAAUUCUGAUUAAUCUCUUCACCUUGUGUGAGAGGGUGAACUCAAUUAACUCCCUCUGCUUGUGGUUCAGAGCAUCACUGUGUUCAUAACGCCUGCAUGCACCCCAACCUGUGGCGUGACGUUGCGUGUAGGAAAUGUGGGGAACGCGGUGGAACAAGUGAUUUUGUGCCCUGCACAUUUUCAGCCUGUGAAUGACAAAAUAAAUCUUUUUUUUGUACUGAA